Protopterus annectens (West African lungfish) is the source of this 3858-nucleotide messenger RNA. RefSeq names its product X-linked interleukin-1 receptor accessory protein-like 2. The transcript has 7 exons. Gene Ontology annotation, biological process: signal transduction. The record is from RefSeq and is a predicted model, not a curated record. The coding region runs from base 1 to 1713 and encodes 570 amino acids. Lineage: Eukaryota; Metazoa; Chordata; Ceratodontiformes; Protopteridae.
AUGGCGCGUCUUCCAACCAACAGUAUCUCUGCCCAAGGACAAGGUAAAGGCAAAGGUAGUUCUGAAACUUCUAGGGACAAUGGCUUCAACCAUAACUCUAGUUCCUGUCACCAGGAUGCAUAUGAGAAUCCUUCAGUAGCUCCAAUUUUCCCAGUGGUCGUUUCAAGAACUUCCUAUGUCCCAUCUGAUCAGAAUAACUGGAUCAUGCAAGAAGGAUCUACAGUGUUGGACUCAGUCCAGUCAUGUGACCAUUCAGAGACCCUUAUUCCACAACAGCUUGUUGCUACAGUGAUCACAGAGGCUUCCCAGAUAGAGUGGGAGGGGCAUUAUAUGGGCAGGACAGUUCAAGCUGUUGCUACAGAUAAACCUCCUAAACUGUUGUUUCCUGUGGAGAACCAGUUAAAUGUUAUGUAUGUCCAGCUGGGCUUACCAAUAAACAUACCAUGCCAAGCCUUCUUUGGAUUCAGCGGGGAUGCCCGGCCAAUGAUCUACUGGAUGAAAGGAGAAAAGUUUGUUGAAGAACUGGAAGGACAUAUUAAAGAAAGUGAAGUCAGAUUAAUUAAAGAGCGUCUUGGAGAGAAAGAGCUGGAAUUAUUAAUAAUAUUUGAUUCUGUGUUGGAAUCAGACCUUGGAAAUUACACCUGUUUUGUGGAGAAUCGAAACGGACGGAGGCAUGCUAGUGUUCUUCUGCGGAGAAAAGAUUUGCUGCACAAGGUGGAACUUGCAGGGGGACUUGGAGCUAUCUUUCUUCUCCUUAUGUUACUUGUUACAAUCUACAAAUGCUACAAUACAGAGAUACGGCUUUGCUACAGGCAGCACUUUGGAAGUGAUGAGGCUGAAGAAGGUAACAAAGAGUAUGAUGCAUAUCUGUCAUACACAAAAGUUGACCCAGACUCAUUAGACUGUGGAAUUGGAGAGGAAGAACAAUUUGCACUGGAAAUAUUACCAGAUGUUCUAGAAAAGCACUAUGGCUACAAACUCUUCAUUCCUGAGAGAGAUUUAAUCCCUACUGGAACCUAUAUUGAAGACCUAGCAAGAUGUGUUGAGCAGAGCAGAAGACUCAUCAUCGUAAUGACCUCCAAUUAUGUGACAAGGAGAGGUUGGAGCAUCUUUGAACUUGAGAACAGACUUCACAACAUGAUUGUCGCUGGAGAAAUUAAAGUAAUUUUAAUCGAGUGUACUGACUUGAAAUCAGUAGUGAACUACCAGGAAGUAGAAGCUUUAAAGCAUUCCAUCAAACUUUUGUCAGUUGUUAAGUGGAAAGGUCCAAACUGUAGCAAGCUCAACUCAAAAUUCUGGAAGAAGAUAUUGUAUGAAAUGCCAAUCAAGAAAAAAGAAAUGCUUCCCCGCCACCAAGUACUGGAUUGUGCUGAGCAGGGCCUUUUUGGAGAUCUGCAGACAGUGUCCUCCAUUGGCAUAACAACCAACUCAGGCAGUUUACCAUCAGCGCAGACAGAGAUGCCCAGUUUUCAACAUACAGAUCACAUGCAGUUGAGGCAUUUCUGCAGUGGCUAUGAAUAUGAUGUGCCAGGCACACCUAAACCAAUAAACUCAAUAAGCAGUCACCACACCUACUGCAAUAUACCCCUGACAUUGCUGAAUGGACAGAUGAAACACAACAGCAUUAAAAAAGAUACCCCAGACUUUCAUGGAAAUAGUACACUCUUACCUCUAUCAUCAAGGGAGCUUAGCAUUACAAGUGACAUAUGGUAAUGAGGGAAAAGACUCCCUUUUGGCUAUUUUACAAACUGCAUGAAGAUUUAAUUUUGCUGAGUAACAAACAUAUCAGACAUUUCCAAUGUCAUAAUUAUUUGGAAAGAUGGCACACUUAUGUUUAUACUUGAAUUUUUGUUUACAUUUAGACAGAAAUGACAAGGGUACCUCUUUUGUAACUAAAGACAUACUUUUAUGUACAGUAACAGCAUUUUCAUUGCCAGCAAAAGACUGAAGAAAUAUACUUUGAAUAGCUUGCAAUCUAGAACUCAAUAAACUGAAUUACAUUUUAUGGUUCAAUCGUGUUCAAAAGCCAUUUCAAUAUCAUCUAAAAUGUUGGUGAAGAACGAGUCUCAAUGCAUUGGACAAUAACGAGUGAUGCAAAUUAUAACAGCAAAUCAACAAGUCUGAAAAUUCUACUCCUCAAAAAAAAACACAUCUCAAUGUAACUCUGAAAGAGAAAUCCUCUUUUCCCAUUUGUUUUAAACAUGUGAAGGACAUCACCAUUUCCCUGUAUCAUUCAUCACUUUUUAAUCUACCACUUACCCGAGUAGAAAUGGUUGGAAAUGUGCAAAUAAAAAUGACUGUACUCUCAGAAAUCAAUGAAUUUUUGUAAAUAAGCCAUUUAAUAUUUUCUACUUACGAUAGUGCUGAAUAAUGUUAGAUUUUUGUAGCAGUUCAUCUUGAGAUUGUCAUUAGAUUAAAACAAUUUAGGUAAUUCUUUUGUGCUUUCUCAAAAUAUUUUGAAGAUGUAAUUCUAAAACUUUUAUAUGGUUAUUUUAUUAUGUGUUUCUUUAAUUACAAUCAAUGUGAUUGUUUUUAAUUUACAUUAUAUUGGCAUUAGGUAGGAUGCCCACAUGUAGCUGUAUGCAUUUAAAGAUUUUUUUAAGCAGUUUUUACAUAGCAUAACUUGAAGGCGUAUGUAAAAUGUUGUAUGAGAUCAGCAAUAGAAGAAAUGUGGAACAGCAAUAUUUAAAGGUAAGGGACACACUGAUUCAGGUUUAUAAAUAAUUUUGUAAUUGCAGUGAUAAUCACUCCCGAGUAAUAAGUGGAGCACAGAACACACCAUUUUCAUAUUCACUGUGUUUGGUCAUGGUUAAAGAAAUACCAGUUUUGCACCCCUUAAGUCAAACAGUGAUUAGACAAAUGAACAUUGCUGCCAGUGUGAAAUGGAAAAACUGGGCCAACUGUCAGCUGACCACACCCAGUAUGGAAUCUUAAUGCAUUUCUGCUUAUAUCAGAUGAGGAGCAAAAGAUAACAUUCAACUAAAUCUGAAAGUGACAAAUGUUUGAAAGGGCUUUAGAGAACAAUCUUAAGAUCUGUGUAUCUUAGUGAAUGUGUUAAAUACCUUUGCAAGCUUUUGUUACUUUGGCAAUUAGUCAGCGAUGGCAUUCUGCACCAUGCAUGGUCUAAAAAUCCCUUUUAAAACAGGUUUUGAAAGCUAUUGUGCAAUAAAUACCUGCUGAUCACCUGUCAGAAGUAGCACGUUUAUUGCAAUGAUGUAGUUUGCAUAUUGAUGAAGUUAUUGUGCUUGUAAUGCCUUUAAUCAGUUAGUUUUGUCCUCCUCUACUCAGCAAAUAUGCCUAACAUGGGCAAUUAAUACAGAAUCUAUAUGCACAAUGAUAUGGAAGAAGGUAAGUGUUUGGUCAGAUCAUAUUGUCAAUACAGAGUAUUGCCUAUAAUUUUCAACAGUGUUUUGAAGGUACAGUAAUACAGUAAUUAAUAUAUGUGGCACUUUUGAUCUCUGUUCAUCAAAUGGCAGUAAGUUUCCAUGCCAGUCUGGUAAAUCAGUCAUACCACUUUAUCUAUGUUAAAUUACUUCUUGUUGUUCACAUAUCAUUAAGCAUAUACUAUGUCCAGUGUGUUUUACAUAAAAGCAUUAGAAAAUGUUAUUAAUUGUCUCCGAUAACAGCGGAAAGAUGAGUUGUCUUUUCAGAUCAUAUCUGCUGUAAUAAGUAGCAUUAAAACAUAGAUAUUUUUAUAUUUAAAGGAGAUGAGUUUAUCUUCUCUGCUGUGUAUGUAUUUAAAAGAGAAGCCAAGAAGGUUUGCACUGUUGUGUAAGUGUAAUUUCAUGAUGAUGUAUUUACAAGGGUAAUGCUGUUUAAAGCAACAUGUAAUCUACAAGAACCAAUAAAGAUGCUGCA